Molecule: messenger RNA, 831 nt
Organism: Hemicordylus capensis (graceful crag lizard)
Lineage: Eukaryota; Metazoa; Chordata; Lepidosauria; Squamata; Cordylidae
Product: olfactory receptor 12D1-like
Exons: 1
Coding region: 1-831 (276 amino acids)
Biological process (GO): G protein-coupled receptor signaling pathway
Cellular component (GO): membrane
Molecular function (GO): olfactory receptor activity; G protein-coupled receptor activity
Source: RefSeq, a predicted model, not a curated record
AUGGAGAACCAGACAGAUGUGCAUGAGUUCAUCCUCCUGGGUCUGGUAAAUGAUCACAGACAGCAACAUAUUCUCUUUGUACUUUUCCUGCUUCUCUACACAUCGUGCUUGUUGGGGAAUGGAGCCAUUUUGGUUGUAGUCCUGACUGAUCCACGGCUCCAUACCCCCAUGUAUUUUUUUCUAGGCAAUCUCUCUUGUCUAGACAUAUGCUACUCUACAGUUACGGUACCAAAAAUGCUAAGUGGGUUCUUAACAGAGCAACAGUCUAUCUCCUUUACUGCCUGCCUCACUCAGCUACACUUCUUCCACUUUUUGGGCAGCAGUGAAGCUGUGCUCCUGGGUGUCAUGGCAUAUGAUCGCUAUGUAGCUAUUUGCAACCCUCUGCGAUACACAGUCAUUAUGAGUAAAUGGGCUUGUAUCUUGUUAGCUGUGGCCACCUGGUCUGCAGGCUUUUUUCACGCCCUUAUGCACACAGUGGUGACCUCUCGGCUGUGGUUCUGUGGCCCCAACCUUGUCGAGCACUUCUUUUGUGACAUCAAGCCCCUCCUAAAACUUGCCUGCAGUAGCACUGCCCUCAACCUCACUCUUCUCAGUGUUGUCACUGGUUCCAUUGCCCUGAGUCCAUUCUUCCUGAUUCUUCUCUCCUACCUCUACAUCAUCUCCUUUCUUUUCUUCAAAGUCCAGACAUGGAAGAGCCGUUGGAAAUCCUUCUCCACCUGUGCUUCCCAUCUGACUAUUGUGGCUGUCUUCUAUAUUCCAGUCCUUUCCAACUACAUGCUUGCCUCUGCCCGUGAAUCAUCGGAUAGAGACAUGAUCAUCUCUCUGUUGUAA